Molecule: messenger RNA, 1101 nt
Organism: Fonsecaea nubica
Lineage: Eukaryota; Fungi; Ascomycota; Eurotiomycetes; Chaetothyriales; Herpotrichiellaceae
Exons: 2
Coding region: 1-1101 (366 amino acids)
Biological process (GO): meiotic cell cycle; positive regulation of transcription by RNA polymerase II
Cellular component (GO): nuclear chromosome
Molecular function (GO): DNA binding; DNA-binding transcription factor activity
Source: RefSeq, a predicted model, not a curated record
AUGGCGCUACGUACAUCCGCCGCCGCCUUUCCCGCCCAUACAAGCUCCAUGUUCGCGCACGGCCUAUGCCACCCACCAGAUGUGUUUGGCCAGGGGCAGACACCGGCUCGGGGCCCCUAUGAUCGACAGUACAUGGGCAACGCGGAUCUUGAUGCCCGUGAAGGUGUUUACGCUAUCUACAACAACAUGCCGCCGGCUUUCUCUGGCACUGGAGACCAUGUUCCUGCGUACCAUUUCGUGCCCGACCCGGCUCUCCUAGGAGGAUGCGCGUUCCAGAUGGAACCGGGCACGAUGCGACAAGAGCUCAGUAGCCCGGCCAUCGCUCACAACGGCCAAUAUCUGCUCGGGGUCCCGAGAGAGCCGUCCGGCCUCGCGAGGGAAGGAAACCAUGUGUCUUUACUUCCCCCGGCGCUGAAAAAAACCGCACCGGUGCCGCUGGUACCUCAGGAGUGUCUACAUUCCUUAUCGUCGUACAUCGACGGAAAAUGGAGCACGAUCGACUUCACCUUCACGGCGGCCAUUACCCGAGACAUGGAGUACGAUCAAGAGGUGAACGGCUACAUCAUCUACCGCCGAAAUUACAUGGACGUCUAUUGCUCGGUUGUCUUCCCGUCCUAUGGAGGUGACGAAUUGGUGCGCUGGAACUCCCCGGAAACAGGGGCUCAACUCAAAGUCCUCGCGUUUGGCGUAGGCGUGUCUGCUACGUCCGACAAGGACAACGGGUCGGUUGUGCUGAAUGAGUUGACCCCCCAGCGAAGAUUGGGUCCCAUCGCCGAAGUGGAGGUCAAGCGCCUAGAAUCUGACACCCAACCAGGGCCCACGAAAAAAGCGCACCAUUUCCAACGCCUGCAAUUCCGGCGAUCUACCAAGAAGAACGGCAAGGGACCGACCGCACAGGAGAAGUUCCUGUUGCGCGCCAGCCUCUAUGUCAAAAUAGACCAAGGGGGCGGCCAAGAGUCAGAUUGGAAGCGUAUUGGCUACAAUGAGUCGCCCGGUCUGAUUGUGCGUGGUCGCGCUCCCUGCUGUUUUAAACCCGACGAAUCCUCUUCGGAUGCAGGAAUGGUGCCCGUGCCCGGAUCCAUCGCUUCGAUCCUCAGUUGA